This is a messenger RNA of Hevea brasiliensis (rubber tree), 2301 nucleotides long. RefSeq lists its product as uncharacterized. The transcript has 9 exons. The coding region runs from base 428 to 1798 and encodes 456 amino acids. Gene Ontology annotation, molecular function: 3'-5'-RNA exonuclease activity. NCBI's taxonomy places the organism in Eukaryota, Viridiplantae, Streptophyta, Magnoliopsida, Malpighiales, Euphorbiaceae. The record is from RefSeq and is a predicted model, not a curated record.
GAAGGGGAGAGAGAGAGAGAGAGAGAGAGAGAGAGAGGAACAUAAACAUAGUAUAUAAAAAGCAGCAACGUAAAUAGAGACAACAGAAUGAGGUUGCGCUUGUUUCAAAAUACACGAGGAGUUUUUGGGAGUUGGUGGACGUCGAGGUGGUGCUUGUGGUGUUGGAGGUCUCCUUUAUUCUUAUUGUCUUUGGCCCUUUUUGUGUGCUAGAAGACGGCCGCUGAUUCUAUUGUGACUGUCGGUAAUUAGCUCUCCUCCGCCGGUUCACAAAGCCACCAUUCUCAUUCUUCCAACACAUCCCAAAUUUCCUUUCUCAACCACCCGUUCUUGAACCCGGCCAUUUUUCUCUUCUAAUCUUUCUAAUUUUUAUACCAAAAUCAAUCAAACCAAUCCAAAUAAGGAACUCAUUUCGUUGUUUUUCUUCAAAAUGGGAAAGGGAAGGAAAAUAAAGACCAAGGGAAGGAUAUCGAAAAUAGGGAGUUAUGCGAUAGCGUCGUCAAUGUCGAUGAGGGACCAUCGGCAACAGCCCUGCAUUACCUGUACCACCUUCAACAUCUUAGCCCCGAUAUACAAGCGCCUCAACCUUGACAACAAUCAAAAUUCCCGUGAAAGCGAUUGCAGAGCCUAUUGGCUUGCCAGAAACAACCGGAUUUUGGAUUCCUUGUUGCACGAGAGAUCUUCCAUCAUUUGUCUCCAGGAAUUCUGGUUGGGGAACGAAGAGCUGGUGAACAUGUACGAGAAGAGACUGGGUGACGCUGGUUAUGUCAAUUUCCAGCUUGCGCGCACCAACAACCGCGGUGAUGGACUGCUGACUGCUGUGCGGAAGGACUAUUUCAGAGUUAUUAAUUAUCGAGAAUUGCUCUUCAAUGAUUGUGGAGACCGUGUUGCUCAGUUGUUACAUGUAGAAUUAGCAGCCCCCUUUUCACAAUGCCUAAACUACAAUGAUACUUGCCAAGAAAUUCUCAUUGUGAACACCCAUUUGUUAUUUCCUCACGAUUCAAGUUUAUGUCUAGUACGGUUGCAUCAGGUAUAUAAAAUCCUGCAAUAUGUGGAAUCUUAUCAGAAAGAAUGCAACCUUAACCCAAUGCCAAUUAUACUCUGCGGCGACUGGAAUGGAAGCAAAAGUGGGCAUGUUUACAAGUUCCUCAGGUCACAAGGUUUUGUAUCAUCAUAUGAUACUGCUCAUCAGUACACUGAUGCAGAUGCUCACAAGUGGGUUAGCCACCGAAAUCAUCGUGGGAACAUAUGUGGUGUGGAUUUUAUAUGGCUUCUCAAUCCUAAUAAAUACCGUAAACUACUAAAAGCUAGUUGGAGUGAAGCCGUAUUUGGCAUGUUCAAGUAUCUACUACGGAGAGCUUCACUCACAGAAGAGGAUGCCUUUGCUUUUCUGAAGGCUGAUAAUGAUGGCGAUUGCAUUACCUACUAUGGUUUCUGUGAGGCUCUUCGACAGCUUAAUUUAACUGGUCAUUGCCAUGGACUCAGUGUUGAAGAGACAAAGGACUUGUGGGUCCAAGCAGACAUUGAUGGAAAUGGUCUUCUUGAUUAUAAAGAAUUCCAGCAUGGAAUCUGGAAUCCUGAAUCUGUAGAACAAAAUGAUGAAAAUAAUAAUGAAGACCAAAAUGACUUUCCUAAGGAUGGGCAAGAGCAAACCAUUGGUUUCAGCGUGGAGAAUGCUGUACUUUUCCCUCCUGAAGUGGAGAAAGGAAGAUGGCCUGAAAAUUAUUUUCUUUCUGAUCACGCUCGGCUCACCGUGGUAUUCUCACCAAUAACCAUGCCCUGCUCACAGGCAAUAUCCUGACAGACCUGAAAUGCAAAGGCUAUGGACAGGUUAUGAGACGGAUGCUAGAACGGACAAGGGAUUUAUUUGCAGAGGGACUUUCUUAAGUUCUUCCCUUGAGGGAAGAACAAUUAUAAGUUGAUUCUUGCGCCAUCUUCAAUGGUCUUUUGAGUAUCAAAUCUUGUGCUUCUUCAGAGAGUAGUCCCAAUGUGGGACUGAAAUAUUCUCAGAAUUCCUGUUGGGGGCUUUCACAAGUUGGACGCUCUAUAUAAGUAAAGAAAAACAAGGCAAAAAAGAGGAAAGAAGGGAAGAAGUUGAAGAUUUUACUUUUGAGGAUACAAGUAUGUGAGACAUGUCAAUUUUUUUAGUGAACUGGGGACUUCACCAUUUUUAGUGCUGCUUGCAUUUGAAUUAUAUUCAGGGCAAAAUUGAAAGCAACGGUGUUGAAAUGGGUUGUUCCACCAAAUCCAAAUUGUACAGAAAUGUAUAUUGGAAUCUAUUUUUCUGGUUUCCUAAUAUGAAAA